AUGCGGCGGCUCGGAGAUGUGAGGUCGAGAUCAGGCCGCCUGCAGCUCCUGGUGCUCGUUUUAGCGCAUCUUUGCUCUAUUACAGGUUGCCUGUUUGUGACAGACUAUUUCACCCGAACACCUCGCAAGCUAAAUGCCUUCCGAUCGUUUGCCAGCGUGGAGCUGUUCCACUUCACAGUGCCUGAUGACACAGUGGUUGCCGUCUGGAACCUCAUUACGUUUAAAGAGCAAGGGGGCACGUUUGGAGACAGCUGCCCUGACCGCAACGUGACAGUGUACUUUAGGUCAGGAGCCCCACCAGUCAUCAACCCCUUGAACACCCAUUUCCCGAAGGACACCAUUGUCCCGGGGUCCUUUGCUGUCACACUGACUUGGACGCUGCCCAACCGUACCACAGGGGUGUUCAAUGUCACCAGUCCUCUCCCUGGAGAUUGGUUUUUGGCUGCACACCUACCAAAGGAUGAAGGAAAAAUCUCUGUCAAGGGUCUUCAUGAAGAAUGUCAGUACCUCUUCCAACCCCAGCUCAUAGUCCAAAGGCUCAUUGGGAUUUCAGUGCUGUAUCCUGGCUACUUCAUUGAUCAGAUGAUACCAGGUCACAACAGAUCUGUUCUCUACAAAGUGUUCAUCCCCAGUUACAUAUCUUCAGUGAAGGUUCAGCUGGUGGACUGCAGCACCAGAAACAAGAGCGGUGAAAGCUGCCCGGUGCUGCUGAAGUUAAGGGCCAGGGCGCCACCGGUUCAUAACUCCAGCGCUGUGGACUGCAGAGAGAACACGCCAUGUGAGCUGGAGGUGCCGCUGCUAUCCUGGGAGCAGUGGUACUAUAUUCUUGUGGAGCGCUACCUCAGCACGGCAGAUGUGUACUUCCGUAUCGGUGUACAGGUUAAAGAUUGCUCAAAGCCAAGCAUCACCAAAGGCUCAUCUGCCAUGAAUAUGCCCCAGUCGUUUGGCACCGCAAUGGGAUUUUCGCUAUCAGAGACACUGCCUGCUGCCAGCCUGCCCGACCUGGCACGGAAUCGUUCUGAUCAGAGCCUGUUGCUGAAAGCCGAGAGCAGCAUCAUCUAUUUGGCUCCGACAGCCGACGCCAAUAAGUGCUGGCCCAUCCGCCCUACGUUGCGCAAUGAGCUGGAUACCUUCUCUGUGCACUUCUACAUAUUCUUCGGACCCAACAUCUCUAUUCCUCCGGACCGGGCAGCUGUGUUUGCUAUCAACUUGAUGCCAGUGCUGGAUAGUGGAGGGGUCCUUAACAUGGAGCUUAAACUCAACGUGUCCUCAACGAAAGGGGAAAACAUUACAGUGUUUGGCUGCCUGCAUCACGGAAUGCCACUGGCCCUUCGAGACAAUUCCUCCAUAAAAUGUGAAUCUGAGUCUGUUUCGGGGUUCCUUCUGUCCGUGAACACCACAACGAACGUUACAAAGCUGCGAAUCCCCUAUCCCCAGACUGGCACUUGGUACCUCAGCCUCCGAUCUCUACGUGCAACAGAGCACGGGUUCGAGGCAUGCAACGUAACAGCAGAAGUGUAUCUUCGGUCCUAUCUGACCCCAUGCAUCAAUGACUGUGGCACUUACGGCCAGUGCAAGCUUCUUCGCACUAAUAACUACCUGUAUGCUGCCUGCGAGUGCAAAGCAGGUUGGGACGGCUGGGGUUGCACUGACAACACAGGAGCUUAUUCAUAUGGAUUUCAGCUGUUAUCAACCCUGCUACUCUGUUUAAGUAACCUAAUGUUCGUGCCACCUGUGGCCAUCGCCAUCCGCAGCCAUUACCUGCUGGAGGCGUCCGUCUACAUCUUCACCAUGUUCUUCUCUACCUUCUACCAUGCCUGUGAUCAGCCUGGCAUUGUGGUGUUCUGCAUCAUGGAGUACGACGUACUUCAGUUCUGUGAUUUUCUCGGCUCACUCAUGUCAGUGUGGGUCACGGUCAUUGCUAUGGCCAGACUCAAAUCCAUCAUCAAACAGGUGCUGUAUCUGCUAGGGGCGAUGUCUCUCUCCAUGGCUCUUCAGCUGGACCGUCAUGGCCUGUGGAACCUUCUAGGCCCGAGUCUCUUCGCCUUGGGCAUAAUGGCCAUCGCUUGGACCGUGCGCACCAUCCGCCGCCGACGCUGCUACCCUCCCACGUGGAAGCGCUGGAUCUUUUUCCUGCUCCCGGGCACCACCAUCGCCACGUCGGCCAUCGCGCUCUACGCCUUCGUGGAGACGGAGGAGAACUAUUUCUACAUCCACAGCAUCUGGCACAUGCUGAUCGCCGGCAGCGUGGGCUUCCUGCUGCCGCCGCGCGCCAAGCCAGCCGCCAAGGUGACGCCCCUGCGACGCCAGCGGGGCUGCGGGUACCAGCUCUGUGUCAACGAACACGAGGAGAUGGGCCUCGUCGACCCCGCCAUCAUCACCAUUAACAGCAUCUGCACCAGCUGAUGACGCUCACUUGCCUUUCCUGUCUUCAAAAAUAAAGGAAAACAAAGCCACAGAACUCAUGGUGACACUGUAAAUACAAUCUGCAAGGACACACACGUACACUUUUCUUAUUGUUCCUU
Molecule: messenger RNA, 2525 nt
Organism: Trichomycterus rosablanca
Lineage: Eukaryota; Metazoa; Chordata; Actinopteri; Siluriformes; Trichomycteridae
Gene: tmem8b
Product: transmembrane protein 8B
Exons: 13
Coding region: 1-2406 (801 amino acids)
Cellular component (GO): membrane
Source: RefSeq, a predicted model, not a curated record